Molecule: messenger RNA, 1136 nt
Organism: Alosa sapidissima (American shad)
Lineage: Eukaryota; Metazoa; Chordata; Actinopteri; Clupeiformes; Clupeidae
Product: olfactory receptor class A-like protein 4
Exons: 4
Coding region: 1-951 (316 amino acids)
Biological process (GO): G protein-coupled receptor signaling pathway
Cellular component (GO): membrane
Molecular function (GO): G protein-coupled receptor activity
Source: RefSeq, a predicted model, not a curated record
AUGGGUCUCCGGAUCCGGGUGUCAGACAUUCAGACAACGUUCUACCUAAUACUGGUUGUGAUUGGGAUCCUGGGAAAUGCAAUGAUCAUUGGUGUGAUUGGCAAGGGUGUUAUCAGGGACCAAGGUGGAGGUCGCAGUUCGGACAUGAUCCUGGUGAACAUGGCCUUCUCCAACCUCAUGGUGUCCAUCACGAGGAACACCCUGUUGGUCAUAUCAGAUCUGGGAGUUGAGCUGUACUCAUCCAGAGAAUGGUGCCAGUUCCUCAUGGGCCUGUGGGUGUGGAUGCGCUCCGUGAACGCGUGGUCCACCUUCUUCCUCAGCGCUUUCCAUUUCCAGACUCUCCGGCGCAUCACUCCCAUCUCGGUCAACAGAGGCCUGUCCAAAUUUGUGUUUGCUGUCUUUGCCAUCAUUUGGGUCAUCAACCUGCUGUAUGCCAUCCCUGCAUAUAUCUUCUCAACCAGUGGGGACAGGAACUCAACAGAGACUUUAAUGUUAGUGAGCAGCACCACACGCCCCCUGCUGGGCUGCGUGUGGAACUUCCCCAGCUCCUACAGUGGCCUGGCCUAUGCGACAACCUCCAUGGUGAUCCAUGAGAGCCUCCCCAUCAUCCUGAUGAGCUUCACCAACCUGGGCUCGCUGCUGACGCUCUAUGCCCACCAGAGCUCUAUCCUUCACACGCAGAGGAGCCCAGAUGCCCCCGUCAUCAGGAGAGUGCCCGCUGAGAGACGCGCUGCAAAGGUGAUUCUGGCUCUGAUCAUGCUGUUCAUCUCCUCCUGGGGUACCAGUAUCAUCUCCGUAAACUACUUCAAUUACAACCGUGGCUCAUCUACAGAUUUUCUGUUGAUCAUUGCUCGCUUUGCCAAUAUCACCUUCAUUGCACUGUCCCCUAUUGUCCUUGCUUUUGGACACAGAAGAUUACGAGCCUUUCUGAAGGCAUUGAUCACUUACUGAAGGCUAGACCCUCGCACACCAAAGAAUUCCCAUCACCAAAAUGAAAUGAAAACUACCCCUUCAAGAGCUUUCAGUGAACAUUUUGAGCUUGUCUAGUUCUUGUCUUGUUCUCACCACUUACUCAUACAACUAUAAAAAUCAAAUGUAUCACAAAUGUGUGGAGAAAUGCUGUAAUUAAAAUCAGU